AUGUGUGGCAGCUACUACGGAAACUCCUGCGGGGGCUGCGGCUAUGGAGGCUGCGGCUAUGGAGGCUGCGGCUAUGGAGGCUGCGGCUAUGGAGGCUGCGGCUAUGGAGGCUGCGGCUAUGGAGGCUGCGGCUAUGGAGGCUGCGGCUAUGGAGGCUGCGGCUAUGGAGGCUGCGGCUAUGGAGGCUGCGGCUAUGGAGGCUGCGGCUAUGGAGGCUGCGGCUAUGGAGGCUGCGGCUAUGGAGGCUGCGGCUAUGGAGGCUGCGGCUAUGGAGGCUGCGGCUAUGGAGGCUGCGGCUAUGGAGGCUGCGGCUAUGGAGGCUGCGGCUAUGGAGGCUGCGGCUAUGGAGGCUGCGGCUAUGGAGGCUGCGGCUAUGGAGGCUGCGGCUAUGGAGGCUGCGGCUAUGGAGGCUGCGGCUAUGGAGGCUGCGGCUAUGGAGGCUGCGGCUAUGGAGGCUGCGGCUAUGGAGGCUGCGGCUAUGGAGGCUGCGGCUAUGGAGGCUGCGGCUAUGGAGGCUGCGGCUAUGGAGGCUGCGGCUAUGGAGGCUGCGGCUAUGGAGGCUGCGGCUAUGGAGGCUGCGGCUAUGGAGGCUGCGGCUAUGGAGGCUGCGGCUAUGGAGGCUGCGGCUAUGGAGGCUGCGGCUAUGGAGGCCUGGGCUGUGGCUAUGGCUCCAGCUAUGGCUGUGGCUUCCGCAGACUGGGCUGUGGCUACGGCUGUGGCUCUGGCUGUGGCUACGGCUGUGGCUCUGGCUGUGGCUACGGAUAUCGCUCCCACUCGCUCUGUGGCUAUGGAUGUGGCUCCGGCUACGGCUCUGGCUUUGGCUGCUACUAA
Molecule: messenger RNA, 831 nt
Organism: Ailuropoda melanoleuca (giant panda)
Lineage: Eukaryota; Metazoa; Chordata; Mammalia; Carnivora; Ursidae
Product: keratin-associated protein 6-2
Exons: 1
Coding region: 1-831 (276 amino acids)
Source: RefSeq, a predicted model, not a curated record